Messenger RNA from Diorhabda sublineata, 406 nucleotides. RefSeq names its product NADH dehydrogenase [ubiquinone] 1 beta subcomplex subunit 2, mitochondrial-like. The transcript is spliced from 3 exons. Gene Ontology annotation, cellular component: mitochondrial inner membrane. NCBI's taxonomy places the organism in Eukaryota, Metazoa, Arthropoda, Insecta, Coleoptera, Chrysomelidae. The record is from RefSeq and is a predicted model, not a curated record. The coding region runs from base 76 to 357 and encodes 93 amino acids.
AUUUGGGUUAAAUAAAAGAAGAAGUAGUUGUCGAUAUUAUAUUUCUACAAAUCAUAUUAAUAAAAAUAUUUGAAAAUGUUAAUUUCUCGUGGCCUAACGACUAUAAAAACUCUUAAAAAUUUGAGAACAAAUCCAGUUAAUCAAAUAGUACGUCAUGGAGGUCAUAGUGUUAACUACCGAUCGGGUGCUCCACCAGCUUCUAAAAAUUUAAUUUAUGUAGCAGAAGGUGUUCAAGGUUUUAUGUGGUGGUGGAUAUUGUGGCAUUUAUGGACUGAACCCGAUCAUAUUUUGGGCGAAUUUCCUUAUCCGGAUCCCACCAAGUGGACUAAUGAAGAAUUAGGAAUUCCUAGCGAAUAAAAAAUAUUUUGUUAUAGUUUGAUUUAGUAAAAAUAUAAUUUUAUUACCA